AUGGGGCUGGGUGAAAGGUAUUGGAAGUGGUGCAUCGCCCCAACAGCAUCAUCAUCCAUGGGUGUGGCGGCUCGUCCAGACAUGGAACGAGGGCGUCGAGAGGCCGAGUAUCGUGAGUGGGAGAUGGCUCGACGGAUGCAGAUGAUGGAAAUAGAGAACGCGCAAUUGAGAGACACGGUUCAGGAGAGUAUUGAUGAGCUGAAACACAAGCUUCUGUGCACCACCUUUGAGUUAGAAACAAUAAGAACAGAAGCCCAAGCAGAGAUGAGAAAAAGCAAGGAGAACAUAAAUCAGUUACUCCAGCUCUUGGCCGUGGCCCGCCAGGAAAGAGAUGAAGCAAGGGAUCAACUGCAGAAACUUAACCAGGCCUUGCCAUCGGCAUCAGCGAAAGCCUCCCGCCUGCUUCCGCAUACCCCGUCCGAAAGCCUCCCUCCAAGACCACCGAGAGCAAGCUCAAGCAUACCCAGCGGCUUACCCGAGACGUACAAUCCCCACUCAUAUGUUUCAUCCCCGCCAAAUUGCUUCUUCAACUCGGUUUCGUCUUCGAACUUCUCCAACAAGAACACCAUGUCAAAACUGCCUUUUGGUUCAGAAUACGGUAAUGGGUCUGUCCCGGUGAGCGAAGAUUACUCUGGAAAAGCCAUAGCCGAUCGUGCUUCCGCAACGAUUGAUGGUAUUGUUAAGGGAAAAUCGCUGCCUGAGAAAGGAAGACUGAUGCAGGCAGUGCUCGAGGCAGGGCCAUUGCUCGAGACACUUAUUCUUUCAGGGCCACUUCCUCAAUGGAGAACUCCACCGACAAUGCAGCAAAAAAUUCCAUCGAUCCCGAUCAAGGCAGUGGAUUGUUAUUCGCGGCUCGAUCAAAAGCUCGCGGGGGAUUCUAGUUUUAUGCCUCAAAACCCCUCUGUGAUUUCAUGCUUGGGUAUCUCUGAUACAUCUAAUUAUAGAUAA
Messenger RNA from Malania oleifera, 948 nucleotides. RefSeq lists its product as uncharacterized. NCBI's taxonomy places the organism in Eukaryota, Viridiplantae, Streptophyta, Magnoliopsida, Santalales, Ximeniaceae. The transcript is spliced from 2 exons. The record is from RefSeq and is a predicted model, not a curated record. The coding region runs from base 1 to 948 and encodes 315 amino acids.